Messenger RNA from Clarias gariepinus (North African catfish), 1964 nucleotides. Its product is annotated as protein FAM83F-like. The record is from RefSeq and is a predicted model, not a curated record. The transcript has 5 exons. Bases 56 to 1552 code for a protein of 498 amino acids. NCBI's taxonomy places the organism in Eukaryota, Metazoa, Chordata, Actinopteri, Siluriformes, Clariidae.
AAAAAAAAGAAAAUAAUAUUAAACUAAGGUAAGGGUCCGCUGUUAAGGAGCAGCAAUGGCUGAGUCUCAGCUUCAGUGCAUGGAGGACGGGCAGAUCGGCCAGAACGUCCCGGAGAACAGGCCGGAGUUCUACUACAGCGAGACGCACCGCGCGGCGAUCGAGGAGCUGCUGCGGAACGGAGACGGCGCGUUCAAGACGCGCCUCCGCGCGGACAACGUCAAGGACUUUCUGUCGGCGCGCGAGAUCAAAGCGAUCAACAGCAGCGUCGAGCAGUACGGUGAGCACGAGGACAGGCAUGCGGACGACACGACGUCGUUACGCUCGACCUACUUCCCCGAGGUGUCCGACACCGAGGUGCCGCUGCUGGACAUCGGCUGGAUAAACUCGGCUGGCUUCUUUAGAGGCGUCACACGCGUCAUGGUGCACACACACCCGCCCAAAGACAACGGGCCGCACAUUAAAGAAGUGGUCCGUAGGCUGAUCCAAGAAGCGCACAAGGUUAUCGCAAUUGUCAUGGACCUUCUAACAGAUCUUCAGAUCCUACAAGAUCUUCUGGAUGCAGCGUCCAAGCGGAGCGUUUCUGUCUACAUUAUACUGGACAGUAAAGGAGGACCACACUUCCUCGACAUGUGCAGCAGACUAGAGGUCGGGCCUCAGCAUCUCCAGCAUAUCCGUACCCGCCUGCUGAGAGGUAUAGGAAUUGACCUGUCCUGUGGGAGGAUCCCUGGGAGUUUAAACAACAAAUACAUGCUUGUAGAUGGAGACAAAGUGAUGUUUGGAUCGUACAGCUUCUCAUGGAGUUCAUCACGUAUGGACAGAAACAUAAUCAUCAUUAUGUCGGGACAGAUUGUCGAAAUGUUCGACCGGGACUUUAGAGAGCUUUACGCCAUGUCACGCGAGCUUAAUCUCUUCAAAGAGUUCAGCAUUACCAAGCGUAAUACAGCUCCAUCAACCCGGGUGACGGUAACAACAAGACCCACACUACCGGCCACCUCCCGCUUCCAAGUGAGUCUUGGAGAGAAGGGCACUCUGAAAGUGCCCGCCCAUAAAUACCACAACCCCAAAUACCUGUUAGCACUUGGUGGUCUUCCUGAAGACCUCACUUCACUAGAUCUAAUGAGUAAAAUGGAGGAAUCUCUCGAAAAGUUUGGAGGAGUUGGGAAUCCAGUGGAAGAAGAAAAUGAGAUGCUGGAAUCGCAAACCCCAAAUAUGUCUCGGAAGGAAGAAAAAGGUUCCAAAAUAUCAUGCGUACCUUCAAAGAAGAAAAGAUUUUCUUUCCUGCGAAAAUCUAAACAGAAAAGUGCGGGUAAAAAUGAGACAGGGGAAACGGGUGCUGGAGAUCCUGCUGCCUCCACUUCGACAAAUCUGAGAUCAACCACCAGUGCCAUGGAGGACAUUACAGAGAGCCCCGAGGAAUCGACUGCUGAAACGCCCGUGUCUGGGAAAAAGAAGAGUAAAAAGAAGAAAAAUAAAAAGAGCACAGAGCCACAAACUGACGAUCAGGCUUCAGAAAACAAGGAAGACAGCAAAAAGAAAUGUGUCAUCUCUUGAAGACUAAAGGGGGCGGAGCUAUGAAUCACACUUAGAAAAACUCAAGUUUCCCUUUACUCUGUCAAAACGUUGGGUUUUUAUGUUUGUUUGUUUGUUUGUUUCCAAAAUUUUACUUCUAGGUAAAAUACAUUAACUUUUUCCUUUAAUAUUACAGUAUCAACACAACCUCUGCUAGCAGAAUGACAAUAAGUCAGGCUAACUAUCCAAAAUGGUUGCCGGCGUAACAUGGUGUUUAACAACAGUGUGGUCUCCCAAAGCUAAAAAUAAUCAGAUCACUCAUCAGUAACUGUGCAUUUUUCUAUUAAGAAAUUUGUAUUAUAUUAUGGUUGAUAGUUUUAUCAUAGAGCAUCUCAUGGGCUAAAGCUAUUAUUAUUACGAAUAGGAACCUACAUUUUGAAAUACAAAAUUUUUG